AUGGAGAGAUUUCUCACAAGAACAACCAAGACUAAAGUUAGUCGAACUAUUGAAAUUAGUUUAGCCAAACCAAAUAUUGUGAAGACUAAUAAAAAUUCAGAUGAUGAAGAUGAUCCGUCACCAGUGGCAAAGAAGAAAUCUAAAAUGGAUAAUAAAUCAACCCAUCCAUUGAUUUCAGAAGAUGAUCAAAACUUAAAUCAGAUGUGCGACACUAUUAACUGCAUUACUAAAAUGUCAGUACCUUGGCCAUCAGAUUGGUCUUAUGAUCAAUGGGUUGAAAAAAAGAAUAAAUACCUUUGGCUUAUAUGCAGUGAUGGAAAAAUUGGUUGUGAAUAUUGUAAGUCAGUAGAUACAUUAAAAACAUUUAAAAGUAAAGGUGUUGAAAUAUCAAAUGAAUGGUGCUUAACAAAGAUUGAUGGUGGUUCAAAUACAGUUAAAUCAACCAGAUUGACUAAUUUACGGCACAAAAUUUUAAAACAUAAAAAGUCUAAAGCACAUAUAGAAACUGAAAAAAUUUCGCAACAAAAAUCUUCUAACUUAUUAAAUAAAACUUUUCAAACUGGCCAAUCUAAUUUCUAUGAAACAACACAAAAAAAUUUUCGAACAGCUUACUAUAUUGCCAAGUAUAAUAGACCUAAUGAUGACCAUUCAAAGUUAAUUGAAUUACAGCAUCUCAAUGGACUUAACCUUGGUACUACAUUGCAUUCUAGGUACUCUAGUUAAAAGAUUAUUUCACAUAUUGCAGAUAAAAUGAAAACUAAAAUAGUUCAAAAUAUUAUGGCAACUGCAUCUAAAAUUUCUAUUCUUAUAGAUGAAUCCACUACUG
This is a messenger RNA of Rhopalosiphum padi (bird cherry-oat aphid), 826 nucleotides long. Its product is annotated as E3 SUMO-protein ligase KIAA1586-like. Lineage: Eukaryota; Metazoa; Arthropoda; Insecta; Hemiptera; Aphididae. Bases 1 to 723 code for a protein of 240 amino acids. The record is from RefSeq and is a predicted model, not a curated record. The transcript has 4 exons.